This is a messenger RNA of Astrephomene gubernaculifera, 1515 nucleotides long. NCBI's taxonomy places the organism in Eukaryota, Viridiplantae, Chlorophyta, Chlorophyceae, Chlamydomonadales, Astrephomenaceae. The record is from the annotation of a GenBank genome assembly.
AUCAAUAAAAAGAUUAAAUCUUGAUUGCACGACUAUAAACCCGGUAUCUAGCCUUCUGGCGUUUAGUGUCUUUGCACUAUAGCUUAGUACUACCUUUGCUUACACCAGACACAAAAUGGCCCAGACCAUGCGUAUUCAGCGCACCACCGGCACCGCCACCGGCCGCAAGGCCGCGGUUGCCAACGUUAGCCGUGCUGUGGCUCGCCCUUUCACUGCUCAACGCCCUGUGACCGUGGCUGCUCGCGCUAGCAACGUCAGCAAGAUUAGCCGCAAGAACAUCGUCGUCCAGGCCGCUGCGGCCACUCAGUCCGCUCCCUCUGCGCAAACCACCCAGACCAAGGAGUGGUCGGCCAUCGUUUGCAGCUGCGAUUUCUUCUUUGGGGAUACCCACAACGACAACAUUGCUGAGCAGCUGAGGGAGCGCGUGCGCUUCUACAAGGAGACCAACCGCGACUGCGAUAUCUUCAUCGUGCCCGAGCCGACCUGGCUCAGCAAGUUCCCGGAGGUGGCCAAGAAGGUUAACCGGCCUUCCGUCGCUCUCGUUUCAACCGACAAGCAGUGGAUCACGUUCAUGAAGCUGCGCAUCGACCGCUGCCUCAAGGUUGAGCUGAAGGGCAUGUCUGACGCCGAGGUCCUGGCCGUCGGCGGCACCGUUCCCGAGUACAAGCCCCCGGCUAACUGGACUGCCCCCUACGUGCGGUACACUCCCAACUGGUGGAAGGUCUUCCUGCCGCAGAACACCGCCAAGGUCACCUCCGUUGACUAUUAAGGGCAUGUCUCGGCAGGUACCGCUGCUCCCAUAGCAGUGGUGUAGGCAGCAUGAUGGCUUGUACGAUGUGCAUGGGUGUAUUCAAAAGGAAUGGGCGUGUUAGGAGGAUGGAUGGGGGCUUGGGGAUAGGGAUCGGCACUGCAGCAGUGCUUAAUCCGACUCAAGGGUAGCAGCGGGUAGAUAACUUGAAGGAUGCAAGCCGGAUUACGUGCGCAGGGCCUUUCUCGUUCCAGGGGGGGAUUGCUUGGUGCCGAUUCCAAUCCGCGUCCGAUAUGCAGGUGUUUUUCACAGGCGGUGAGGCUCGUAGGCGGCGAGAGAGCAAGGGCCAAGCCACACCCCCUCGCUCUUCUUGACACUUAUCUUGCAUGUGUAAACCGUGUUUUUUUGUAUUUGCACUGCGAUAGCAGGCCGGCGCGGGGCCUUGCUUUGGUAUUGAAAUGGUGGUGUGUGAGCCUUGUGUGUUUGGCAUCCAUUUCGAUGUCUUAUGACGAAAGACGUUUCUCCCCUGACUUGUCUCACAUAACAACCCAGGCAGAUCUUAGGAUGUGUGUUAACGCCACCGCUGGUGCGUGACCAUUUUUGUUAGGACUUAUGAUGAUGUUUGGCAUGUACGGACCAUGCUUAUGGGCAACCCGAACAUUUGGGUUUUGCAAGCUUGUGCAAAUUCUUUGGUGGGCUACACUAUGUAAAAUCCCGAGAUAUGCUUCCUCAGCUUGAUUCCCUGGUAAUGAAAUGACUGUCUAUAG